Molecule: messenger RNA, 1225 nt
Organism: Mangifera indica (mango)
Lineage: Eukaryota; Viridiplantae; Streptophyta; Magnoliopsida; Sapindales; Anacardiaceae
Exons: 1
Coding region: 206-1186 (326 amino acids)
Source: RefSeq, a predicted model, not a curated record
GAACUCUAUUCCCUUCUGCUUAAUUACCCCGAACACUUCUCGUCUUUUAUUUUGCAACCAAAACUUGCUCUGUUGACCAUAUCUCCUCCUGAGAACCACCGUCCUCCGCCGUCAAUGACUGUCAAACAUCCCACUCAUCUCGUUAACUCAGCAUUGUCUCAUUAACAGUCGUAGAGCGUACAGAGAUCGCUCUUGUGCAAAAAAAAUGGGUUGUUGUGUCAGCAGUGAAGCUUCUUCUAUUUCAAAGAAAGACGAGCUCGUGAACGGGGGAUCUAAUGGGUCUUCAAAGGUGAAAGCUUUUAGUCACGAGAAUAGAGCGGCUCCACCGUCAGUGGAGGAAGAAACCGUGAAAGAAGUUCUCUCCGAAACCCCCAAACCCAAACCCCAACCUACUCCCUGCCCGAAACCUGACCCAGAUUUGACUGCCAACGUCAAACAACAAGUGCAAGAAAACAACUUUUUCAAUCAGAACCCGGCGGUUUUCACCAAGAUCCAAGAAAAUCACCAGCUUGAACAGCUAAAGCACAAGAACGUGGCCAAGAAACAAGAGUUGAACAAUGUGAACGAAGAAAAUAUGUCUGAAGUGUCGGAAGUUUGCAGCUUGAGCUUCAGUGAGAGCGUGUCAACGACAACAAAUAUCACCGAUAGAAGAGAGAAUGAAGAAGAUCAAGAAGUGAUGCAGCAAAACAGAAUGCGGAACAAUAGAUCUCCGGCGAAGUUUACGCAGCAAAGAAAUCAAGAUUUUCGGGUCAGAAAAGACCGGGUUGUAACUCAGUCACCCACCCGAAGAUUCGAACAAUCACCGGGUAAAAGAAACCCUACCGGAUCAGUGAGGUUGGUCCAGAGUGGCAGAGAAGAACCGGGUCGGGUUCCGAAUCAAUCAAUUGGAAAAAAAUGCAGAGACACAGGUGAAAGCUCCGGAAGAAGGUCCAGGUCACCGGCUGCAACCAGAUCUGCAGCAAUUGGUCGGAGCCCAUCUACAAGAAGAACGAUCCAGUCUCCGGGUCGGACCAAGAAUGAAUCGGGUCAAAAUGGUAGCCAUAAACAUACUAAUAGCAGAAAAAUCGAAAGCCCUAGCAAAACGGAGAACAGGUGGCCAAGUAAUGAUCAAAAUAAUAAUAACUCAAGUACAAAUGAGUCACUUGAAAACCCACAUGUCUCCCUGGAAUGCUUUAUUUUUCUGUAAAGAUGAUGAAUUUUAAUCUACUUCAGUUCAUUCUGUUCA